CUCCCCUCUCUCUAAACCCUAAACUUACUAACUCUCUUUUCUCCCCCUACCCAACAAUAAACGUGAAAAUUAAUGGGAGGUCACGGGAGGAAGAAGUCUUCAUCAUCUUUUUCGGCUAUCAAAUCAUUGUUUUUGCGUUGUUCAAAGGAAAGAGACAAUUGGAACGAAGAGAGCGUGAGCAAUGUUAGACCAAGAAUCAUGACCACCGACGAUGAUGGAUGUUCUUGGAUUGCUGAGCCUUGUAUUGAUAGGAGGGCCACAGCUUUUAUUGCUAAGUUUCACGAUAAUCCAGUACAAGAUCCUGAUUAGAAGGCUAUUGCAAUUCUGUUUCCGGAGAGUCCUCUGAGUACUCUCUCUACUAUCAAUUGGAAUUUAGCUUUCGUGGGUGUACUAUAUAACAUCCCAUAUACGUAUAACCUUUUUUUUUUUUUUU
Camelina sativa (false flax) is the source of this 433-nucleotide messenger RNA. RefSeq lists its product as uncharacterized. NCBI's taxonomy places the organism in Eukaryota, Viridiplantae, Streptophyta, Magnoliopsida, Brassicales, Brassicaceae. The record is from RefSeq and is a predicted model, not a curated record.